AUGACAACUCCAAGUGAACUUCUAUCUAACGUCAGAUUAAAUCCUACCAUUACUAAUAGGGUAUCUUCAUUAAAAUCAUUAUCUUUGAAUGAGGUCAUCAUUUUGAAAGAUGAUAUAGAAUCAGAGUUGAACAAUUCGAUCAACUUAUUACAAUCCUUCAAUGUUGAUAUGCAUUCAUCCCUUGUUACUCCAGAGGGUUUCCCAAGAGAGGAUAUCGAUGUCUUACAGGUAAGAAUGCUGAGAAGAAACAUUAACAUGUUACGAAACGAUCUUACUAACGUAAUCAAUUACUCCCACACUUUACUAUCCACCCACUUUAAUAAUGAUGCUAAUAACAGAAGUACAAUUCCACUAGAAAAUGGGGUGGAUUAUAGAAUUCCCUUCGCUUUUUUCUCUGAAAUUGUAUCAAAUAGCCCCACUGAAAUUGCAGGGAUUAAAGAUAAUGAUAAAUUGGUUUCGAUUUCAAAUAUUCAUGCAGCAAAUCACGAUGGAUUAAAAAAUAUUCAAGCUUUAAUUAUUAAAAAUGAAAAUAAUUCAAUUCCCUUAAGGAUACUAAGAAAUGAUCAGGAAUUUUUAGAACUAAAUUUAGUUCCUGAUAGAUCCUGGGGAGGAAGAGGUUUACUUGGUUGUAAGUUACAAGAAUUGUAA
Messenger RNA from Kazachstania africana CBS 2517, 648 nucleotides. It is a transcript of the gene NAS2, whose product is annotated as Nas2p. Gene Ontology annotation, biological process: proteasome regulatory particle assembly. Bases 1 to 648 code for a protein of 215 amino acids. The record is from RefSeq and is a predicted model, not a curated record. The transcript has a single exon. Gene Ontology annotation, molecular function: protein binding. Gene Ontology annotation, cellular component: cytoplasm; nucleus. Lineage: Eukaryota; Fungi; Ascomycota; Saccharomycetes; Saccharomycetales; Saccharomycetaceae.